Molecule: messenger RNA, 808 nt
Organism: Uranotaenia lowii
Lineage: Eukaryota; Metazoa; Arthropoda; Insecta; Diptera; Culicidae
Gene: Sumo
Product: small ubiquitin-related modifier 3
Exons: 4
Coding region: 206-484 (92 amino acids)
Biological process (GO): protein sumoylation
Cellular component (GO): nucleus
Molecular function (GO): ubiquitin-like protein ligase binding; protein tag activity
Source: RefSeq, a predicted model, not a curated record
AGCUAUCGUUCUACUCGUUCACUCGCAUUACGGAGACGAAGACCGACGCUCGCUUGUACUCGGACUGCAGUUUAGUGGUGAGGAAGCAGUAAAAAAGCGAUCUCUGCAAGUGAAAACGUGCCGUGAAGUUUCAGUGUGCAAAAAUCACUUUAAACUAGAAAUACUUUUGUUACCGUUGCUCCCCGCACUUUAAAUUAGCAGAAAAAUGUCUGAGGAAAAGAAGGGAUCCGAGUCUGAGCAUAUCAACUUGAAGGUGCUAGGACAGGACAAUGCUGUGGUCCAGUUCAAAAUCAAGAAGCACACACCCCUACGGAAGUUGAUGAACGCCUACUGUGAUCGGGCGGGUUUGUCCAUGCAAGUCGUCCGAUUCCGCUUCGAUGGCCAGCCGAUCAAUGAAAAUGACACCCCGACGACGCUGGAAAUGGAAGAAGGAGACACGAUUGAGGUGUACCAACAGCAGACUGGCGGACAGCUUUACUUUUAAAUCAUAAUCUAAAAACAAUAGCCCACAUAUUCUCAACACAACCUUACACGACUUAAGAUGAACUCAAUUCCAAAAGCUUAGAGAAAGAGAAGGCGCGAGAGAAGAAAACAAUUAAAGUAUGAGCUGUUUUUAGUGCGAAGAUCCUGCAUUCAGCAUCUCACGACAUGGUCGCCAAACAAGGAAAACGAUAAUUUAUGUUUUUGCUUUCAAAUUCCAUGUGCAACCCGGAUGUAGUUUUUUUUUCUUUCCAAAACAAAAUACAUUUUAAUUUUUAAGGCAGGUCAAAAUCUGAUACAAAAUAAAUGAGACAAUUAAGUAUUUAAA